GCUGACCAAGCAUAAUGAUGGUUAUGCACCCGCAAAGUGCGCGAGGUCCGCGAGCAGUGAUAGGUAGAUGAGUAGAGCAAGUACAGCGGGUCCGGACGAAGGUGCGCGUCUGUCUCCCCUCGGAUCCUUGUCGUUGCCCGCAGGGUUUCAAACGAUCAACAUCAUACCUUCACUGCUCCAUGCCACUGAUCGCGAACGCGAGCUCAGCCCCUACGCGUACGAGCAUCUGCAGUCUACGGACGCGCAUGCGUACGAGAUUGCUUUGCGAGGUCGUCGGAGAGGUUGGCGCUUGGUUAUGAUGACGACAUUCUUAACACAGGUUUGCUCCGCCACGCCACAUCCACGAGUGCUCGCAAUGGUUGCCAAAAUCAAUCGUGACACUGAGCAAUGCGGUGACGAUGUAUAUAUUGUAUAGAAGCCGGUAGCUUUUGCUCAGUCCUUCCAAGUUCAGAUUGUACAAAAACAGAUCACGGCAAUGGCAGAAAAUGGUCAACAUCAUAGCAGUCUCAAACAGUUUCUCGCUUCCAUUGCAUCAAUAAGAGGCGAUCUUUCGAGUAUCACAGCGCCUCCCUUCCUGCUCGCAGACAAAUCUACGACCGAAUUUCCGCGGUAUUGGAUCGAACACCCAGACCUGUUCUGCGCGCCUGCAUACGAACAGACACCAGAACGCCGACUCCUGGCCGUACUGAAAUCGUUCCUGGCGUCUCUACGAGGGCAGCAGUACGCCGGCCGUGAUGGCAGCGACGGCAUCAAGAAGCCUUUGAAUGCCUUUCUAGGCGAGAUAUUCAUCGGCGAAUGCGGCAUCGGAGGCGAAGAGUGCAAGCUGAUCAGCGAGCAAGUUUCACAUCAUCCACCCGUUACAGCGUGCUAUCUCUGGAACGAGAAGCACGGCGUCCGCGCAGAGGGCUAUACCAGGCAGGAGAUCACCUUCAACGGCAAUGUUAACAUCCAGCAGAUCGGAUAUGCGAUCAUGCACCUUGACGGCUUUGACGAAGACUAUCUGCUCCCUCUACCCAGUGUGAAGGUCAGUGGCAUCUUGUCAGGCAACCCGUACCCUGAAAUACAUGGUACCUACAAUAUCGUCAGCUCAACGGGUCUCAUUGCCGAAAUCGAAUUCACCGGGAAAGGCUUCUUCGGAUUUGGUGGCCAGAAGAACUAUGCCCGAGGUACCAUCUUUCGAGCCGAUGACAUGUCGAAGAAGACUCCCCUCUUCACAGCCGAAGGCAGCUGGUCUGACACCUUGCAAUUCAAGGAUGCCAAUGGCAAAGUCAUUGACAGGUAUGAGAUUGGCGGUGUUCCCGCUUCUGAGUUCCGCACGGAGCCGUUAGACCAGCAAGAUCCUUGGGAGUCUCGGAAGGCCUGGGCCGGUGUCAUUGAGAGUAUACGUCGCGGAGAUAUGCAGGGCGUGGCUGACCAUAAGAGCGCGCUUGAAAAUGGGCAAAGGGAGCUGCGGAAGCAUGAUGACACCAGCGAAGAGAAUUGGCAGCCCUUGUUUUACCGCAACGAGACUAGCGACCCAGUUGCAGAAAAGCUGAUGGCGGUUGUUGGCCAGAAACUGCAGGCUGACAAGACAUGUGGUGUCUGGAAGUUCGACGUGACGCGUGCAAACCAGUUGGAGAGGCCUUGGCGAGGCGAUCUGACUCCGAGAGGCAAACAAUGACUGGUUGUCGAUGUAUAGUGGACUUACUGCAGGCACUCAUCAUGGCGCCCCAAUUCCCAAACACGUUACCAAGGUCUCAGCCUACCAAGAACCUGAGAGUGAAAUGCCCAGAAAUGAAGCUGUCAUAAGACACUUGGUUUUGCUGUGGCUGACGGUGGGUCGGUCUCAGCGGCACCGUGACCUCUGAAGACACUGGAGAGUCCUCCAAGAGUAGAUAGUUCUGCUCGCACUGGCUGUGGGUCCCCGAAUUGUGUUGGAACUUGUGCCAUUGGUACCUACUCAUACCUGUGUUAGACAUCCGGACAGCUUGUUGGGAGUUGCUUCUCGCUUUCGCUCUCGUACUGCAGCCAACACUUGCCGAUGGCAAACACAAUGUCAAC
Molecule: messenger RNA, 2040 nt
Organism: Baudoinia panamericana UAMH 10762
Lineage: Eukaryota; Fungi; Ascomycota; Dothideomycetes; Mycosphaerellales; Teratosphaeriaceae
Exons: 2
Coding region: 476-1660 (394 amino acids)
Biological process (GO): piecemeal microautophagy of the nucleus; exocytosis; maintenance of cell polarity
Cellular component (GO): intracellular membrane-bounded organelle; membrane; cytosol
Molecular function (GO): oxysterol binding
Source: RefSeq, a predicted model, not a curated record